Messenger RNA from Dendronephthya gigantea, 684 nucleotides. Its product is annotated as cGMP-specific 3',5'-cGMP phosphodiesterase 3-like. The record is from RefSeq and is a predicted model, not a curated record. The coding region runs from base 1 to 684 and encodes 227 amino acids. NCBI's taxonomy places the organism in Eukaryota, Metazoa, Cnidaria, Anthozoa, Malacalcyonacea, Nephtheidae. The transcript has a single exon.
AUGUCCCUUACUUUUGAACAAUAUGAUGAAACAGUUAAGCGGAUUGCAAUAUCUUGUAUCUUGGGAGGACUGGUGUUGUGGACAGUCUUUUCAAUCUGGUACUUCAGGUCAUGGCGUCGAACACGAAUUGCACCAACAGACGAUCGUGUGGCAGACGCAGUUAUUAACACAAUGAAUCGGCUUAUCAUAGUUGAUGAGGCUAACAGAAUUAAUCAUGCUAACAGAGUUAAUGAGGAUAACACAAUAAAUGAGCAUAACACACUUAAAGGGGAUAGUACAAUUAAUGAGGAAAACACAAUUAAUGAGGAAAACACAAUUAAUGAGGAAAACACAAUUAACGAGGACAACACAAUUAAUGAGGAUAACAGAAUUAAUGAGGAUUGCACAAUUAAUGAGGAAAACACAAUUAAUGAGGAAAACACAAUCAAUGAGGAAAACACAAUUAAUGAGGAAAACACAAUUAAUGAGGAUAACAGAAUUAAUGAGGAUUGCACAAUUAAUGAGGAUAACGCAAUUAAUGAGGAAAACACAAUUAAUGAGGAAAACACAAUUAAUGAGGAUACCACUAUAAAUAAGGCUAGCACAAUAAAUGAGGAUGGCACACUUAAUGAGGAUAGCACAAUUAAUGAGGAUAACGCAAUUGACGAGAAUAACAGAGUUGGCGAGGUUAGGGCAAUUAAUUAA